GGCUGGGCUGGGAGCCUCUGGGAGCCCCCGGGAGCAGGCUCCUCUUCCUGCCCACACACCAUGACAGGCUGUGAGCGCCGUGCCAGGCUCAAGAAAUGCAGCCAUCACUAUGGAGCAAGGCAGACGUUACACAGUGGCUGAAAUGGGCAGAGAGAGAAUAUUCCCUGCGUUUUAUUGAGGAGAGCAAGUUUGAAAUGAAUGGGAAAGCUCUGUGCUUGCUCACCAAGGAAGACUUCAGGAACCGCUGUCCCAGUUCAGGGGACGUGCUGUAUGAAAUACUGCAACAGAUCAAUAACUACAGAAACUUUGCACAAAGGAAUUUCAUCGUGAAUGUGCCAGCACAACAGGCCAUGCACACCUCCCCUGGAACUCUCCACAACCCUUUCGAAGUUACCCAGGAGCCAACAACAAUAUUCCGAUUGCCUGGAUACAGGCCUAGCAGCUCCGUCCUAUCCCAUGGAGACACCUUCCAAACUUGGAGUCAAGUGCAAUCGAUGGGAACGACGAUAGGUGGAAGAGGAGAGGUGGCACCAUUUCAAAGGUUCCAGGUUCACACAGACAGGACUGCACCGCGAGUUGUGAGCAUUGUGCAGUGUCCGAGACCUGCCAGUGCGAUGAGCUCACCAACGCCGAUUCCCGGCAGUAAGCUGCACAACACUGAGGCCUUCCAGAAUGGUCACUGGGAGGAACCACUAAACCUCUCCAACAGGUCAGAGGGGAAGAGGGGUCUUGACACAUGCUCACUCCCUUCAGCAUGGCAACCGCCAGUCACUGGGAAGAUAGCAGACUGCAGGCUACUGUGGGACUACGUUUAUCAGCUACUGUCUGACAGCCGAUAUGAGCAGUACAUCAGGUGGGAGGAUAAAGAGUCCAAGAUCUUCCGUGUCGUUGAUCCCAAUGGACUGGCACGACUCUGGGGAAAUCACAAGAACCGAGCAAAUAUGACGUAUGAAAAAAUGUCAAGAGCUCUACGGCAUUAUUACAAACUAAACAUCAUCAGAAAGGAGCCCGGCCAGAAACUCAUCUUCAGGUUCCUGAAGACCCCAGAUGAAAUCACCCAUAAACCGGAAAAAUUGGAGCAACUGGAAUUACAUGAGCAGGAAGGAGCCGAUUUUAAAGAGGACACAUUUCAGCUCUCUCCGUGACAGUGACAUUACAAAUGGCACCCACCUGAGCCCUGAGCCUGCCCAGUUCCGGGCCCUGCAGACUGACACUUAGCAACCCAAAACAAACUUUCUCUUUUCCGAAUGGUACCGACGUGAAGUUUUCCUUGCUUUCUGGGGUUUGUGAUUUUGGUUUGUUGAUAAUAGCACUACAUUCAAUACAUGCACUGGCAAACCUGUAAGAUAUGUUGAGAAGCUUGCUGUAAGAGUUGUGAAGAAAAAUUGUGAAUAAAUUCUUAAUACUUUAAGUCCUA
Messenger RNA from Chiloscyllium plagiosum (whitespotted bambooshark), 1417 nucleotides. The record is from RefSeq and is a predicted model, not a curated record. Lineage: Eukaryota; Metazoa; Chordata; Chondrichthyes; Orectolobiformes; Hemiscylliidae.